This is a messenger RNA of Orussus abietinus, 2960 nucleotides long. RefSeq names its product hexosaminidase D. Lineage: Eukaryota; Metazoa; Arthropoda; Insecta; Hymenoptera; Orussidae. The record is from RefSeq and is a predicted model, not a curated record. Gene Ontology annotation, biological process: carbohydrate metabolic process. The transcript is spliced from 9 exons. Gene Ontology annotation, molecular function: hexosaminidase activity. The coding region runs from base 397 to 1854 and encodes 485 amino acids.
UCGAACGUCGUGUGUUAUUUUAGUAACAAAGGAAUCUAAAUAAUGGUUUCCUUGAUUGUUUGUAUAAAAAAUGCUUAAUAUCCCUUGACAUGCGUCGGAAAAAUAGUUUAUUACGCCACGCCAUGCCACGCCAUCUAUAAGAAACUCCAGGGCGAGUACUAAAACGAAGAUGGAAAACAAGAUGGCUGACCGGAGACGGAAAUAAUUGGAUCCUCGUUUUGAGGUUAUUCGAGGGAAUUUCAAGCCCGUUAAUGAACUUUAUCGAAUGAUACUUGAAAUUAAGAGUGCGAUUAAUGUUUCUUUUUUUAGGCAGGUUUAUUUACUUACUAGAGCCCUUAUAGGGUCUCCAAUAAUGGAGAUAUUGUUGUCUUUCGUGGUAACAAUGUGAAAACAAAGAUGGACGCGUUGACGUUUGGCUCGCACAGAUUGGUACAUCUGGAUCUGAAAGGCGCCCCGCCUCGCUUGUGUUACUUUGAAAAACUAUUUCCAUUGUUAAGGUCAUGGGGAGCUACGGGCCUGCUUCUGGAAUGGGAGGAGACCUUUCCGUACACCCGAGAGCUAACUCCAAUUGGGAGCAAUGGCCUACAGGGCCAGUCGAGUGGCUAUACCAACCAGGAAGCUCGUCAGUUACUACAAAUGGCAGGUGACUCCGGCUUGGCGGUGAUUCCACUGGUUCAGACCUUUGGACACAUGGAGUUUGUCUUAAAGCACAAGGAAUGGAGAUCGCUGCGGGAAGUUGAACACUUUCCCAGCUCCAUGUGUCCCUCUAACCCAGGAACGCUGCUGCUAGUGAAGUCCCUUAUCCGGCAGAUCGUCACGUUCCACCCUGACAUCCAGUACCUGCAUAUCGGGGCUGAUGAGAUCUGGCAUUUAGGCCUCUGUUCGGUCUGCAUAAAACGUGCCACAUCUAGCAAGCAUGGAAGGUCCUCCUUAUAUUUAGAACACAUUCUGGCUAUUGCACAGUUUAUCCAGGACACGUAUCCCUACCUGAAGAUCAUCAUCUGGGACGACAUGCUACGAUCGAUAGACUUACAGGUUUUGAAGGAAUAUUAUGUCGGAAAGUACGUCGAACCGAUGAUAUGGCAUUACAGUGCAAGGGAGACCUUUUCAUUACCUCCAGAUCUGUGGGACAAGUACAGCUCUGUGUUUCCUAAUAUUUGGGCUGCGACUGCGUUCAAAGGAGCCACAGGAUCGUGCCAGCAUAUUCCUAUAAUCCACCACCACGUCAGCAAUCACGAGAGGUGGUUGGAAGAGCUGAGCACUCACGUCAACAAAGUGCAUGAGUUUCGAGGAACUGCAUUCACUGGUUGGUCCAGGUACGAUCAUUAUGCAACAAUGUGUGAGCUGCUGCCCACAGCGAUACCUUCUUUGGCUCUGUGUCUGAAAGUUUGGUUACAUGGCUACACCGAGCAGAUUUUCACUGAAGUAGCAAAGAGCCUUGGCUACAUCGAACAUCCUCUACACGUCACUCCUCAACCGAGACCUGCUCCGAUACCAAGUAGUCUCCUUUUUCCUGGAUGGCAGGUUGCCGUCGGUAUCGAAUGGUUUCUAAACUUCAAGGCAAAAUUCCACAACGUCACUGAAAGUGAACAAAUAAGGACUUGGAUGAAUCCAUGGCAAGUGGCGAACAACUUUACCAACCCUAUGCAACUUGAGAGUCUCGUACCUGCCAUAACUAAUCUAUUGCUGGAACUGUCUUCACUGGAGGGGUAUUUGAAAGUCCAGAUGGAAGCGAUGUUCUUCCCAUUUACAAUCGACGAAUGGUUCGGCACUCACAUCGAGCCUAUGAAGGACAAGCUGAAGGAACUGAAGAGAACCACCGAAAAUCAACUGAAAUUGGGAUGUCGAACAUAGUAUUUUAACAAAAGGGCUCGUAUUUUAUGAGAAGAUUUCACAUAACCUCUAUCUCUGUAACAUAAAGUCGAUCAGAUGUGUCUACCAUUGGUGAGUAAUUUCUCAUUUGGACUUGGGGUCCUGUUACCGAGGAAACAUUAAAAUUCUUCUUGUAUAAUUGUUAUAUAAGACUUUGGAAUGGAAGAUGCACAAUUUUGUAUAAGAUUAAGCAAUCAAAGGCUAGUUUCUCACUCAACGCUACUUUGUCGAGAAGGUGAUAUUAUCGAGUAGUCUUCGAUGUUGCACAUUCGAAGAGGUAAUUAUGCCAUUCUUAGGGAUCUUUAGAUUCUAGUAUGCGUUCGACCGUACUUGAUAUCUUAAGAUGUAUUUUGUCAAACUUUAGAUUCCAAUAACGUUUAAUUCUUAGUCGUACUUAAUGUCACAUACACUUGUACAGAGCAUUGGUCAAAAUCUACAUUUUUCAUAGAAGAUAUUCAAGUAGAGGUAUUAUAAAUAAAGUCGAGGAAACUUUAGGUAUCUUUAAGUAGAGAACAGAGAGCAUCUAAAUUUUAUAUUGAGUGUUAAACAUAAAUACUUUAGCGCUUUAAAUCCUUUUAAAGAUGACGUUUAGUCCUACUUAGCGUAGCAGAUAAUAAUCUGUUAUAUUUCUAGUUUAGCAGUAGUUUUUAAUUAAGUGAAGAGGUGUAUAUUAUUUUAUAUAAAAUACCUCUCUUGUAAACAAAUACAGAGAUAUAUAUUUCUUUAAGGUUAUCGAGGAGAGGAUCACCCUUAGUGACUUUUAAUGUAGCAAGAGCCUUUUAAAGACUUCUGAUUAGCCCUUUCUUGAAGAUUAGGGAGCGUCUAGUUUUAUACAGAGUAUUUAUUCGCACUGUAUGUACAAUAUUUUGUAGAACACCGUUCGGUAGUCUAACUUAGUUUACCGUCGGUUUACACAUAACAAUUUGUGACUCCCUGUUGACUUAAAAAAUACUUACUUAGUCUUUUGGAAUAUUCCUGCUCUAUGCUGUGAUAAUCGAGAAUAAAACGAUAAAAAUACUAAGUCAUAUAAUUGUGUUUAAACUAAUGUUAGAAAAUUUUAAGAGAAUUAAAGUCAACGGCAAAUGUAA